This is a messenger RNA of Fusarium graminearum PH-1, 624 nucleotides long. RefSeq lists its product as uncharacterized. The record is from RefSeq and is a predicted model, not a curated record. NCBI's taxonomy places the organism in Eukaryota, Fungi, Ascomycota, Sordariomycetes, Hypocreales, Nectriaceae. The coding region runs from base 1 to 624 and encodes 207 amino acids. The transcript has 3 exons.
AUGAGCAUAUUCCUCUCCUGCUUGACAUGCGGGCGGCGCAACCGCAAGAAUGCCGGUCCCGAUCCUCAAGCUAUCCCUCAAGGCACCGAAAUGGAGGUUCCCGACAUAGACGACACUGCCAUCGUCCCUGCCAAAGGGUUUCUCGGUGGUCUCAUUAAUGACGUCUUGUUGACCAUGCGCAACGAAUGUCAUCUUGCACGCUGCGUUCUUUUUGAAACUGCCCGACUUCAGAAAUCUUUACUUUCCGUGGGUUUACUGAAGCUCUCCGACGAUGCCCGCGUCGUCGACAUGCAGUUGAUCGAACUGGACAAAACCUUGGUACAUGGAGAUGAACUCAUCCACGGCUCCUGGGGGGAUGAAGAUAUAGAGAAACAAAAUGUCAUUCUUAAAGGAGACACGUUUCAGAAAGCUCUUCGUGCAGCUAAGAGGUCACUUCGGGAGUCAGACAAGACUUUCAAUGACCAAAUCCUGGGCGAACUAAAGAAUGGCAUGCAGAACAAAAAUAGCAUUGACUACAGACAGAUUGAUGAGAGAGUGAAAAAUUUGAAUAACGAAAUCCAGCAGAUUUAUAACAGGGUUACGACUACAUUUUCCCAGGAGGAGAGAAAGGCAUUAGGGCGAUGA